This is a messenger RNA of Cryptomeria japonica (Japanese cedar), 519 nucleotides long. Its product is annotated as brassinosteroid-responsive RING protein 1-like. The coding region runs from base 1 to 519 and encodes 172 amino acids. Gene Ontology annotation, biological process: protein ubiquitination. Gene Ontology annotation, molecular function: zinc ion binding; ubiquitin protein ligase activity. The record is from RefSeq and is a predicted model, not a curated record. NCBI's taxonomy places the organism in Eukaryota, Viridiplantae, Streptophyta, Pinopsida, Cupressales, Cupressaceae. The transcript has a single exon.
AUGGAAUUUCCUGCAGGCCACCAUGGUUUCCUUAUAGGAAGACUGCUGCGUUGCUUAGCAUUUGUGUUUGCUUUUAUAGACAAUACAAUGUGCUAUCUUCUUUCUUUUGUUGGGCUGAGCAAUCCAGUACGCCAUGAAAGCAAUGGGCAGAGAGAAUUUCAAGAAAUCCCUUCUGUCCUUUCGUUGCCUUUAGAUGGUGACAUGGUUAGAAAUAAAUUGCAUGUCAUCAAAUUUCAGAGUUUUGCAGAUAGUUAUGGUGAGAUUGAUGAGGAUGUUAUGUGUGCUGUUUGCUUAAACUCGUUGGAGAGAGAUGAUGAAAUUCGGGAGUUUUGUAAUUGCUCUCAUAUAUUUCAUAGGGAUUGUUUGGAUAAGUGGAUUGAUCACCAUCAGACUACAUGCCCUCUCUGCAGAUGUCCUCUGAUUGCACAGAAAGAAAUUGUUCAUCAGAGCCAAGAUAACAAUCAUGAAGAUUGGAUCUCCUUUCUAUUCGGAGGUGGAGAUUUGGUCAUUUCAUUUUAG